Molecule: messenger RNA, 4219 nt
Organism: Scophthalmus maximus (turbot)
Lineage: Eukaryota; Metazoa; Chordata; Actinopteri; Pleuronectiformes; Scophthalmidae
Product: zinc-binding protein A33
Exons: 6
Coding region: 232-1413 (393 amino acids)
Molecular function (GO): protein binding
Source: RefSeq, a predicted model, not a curated record
GCAGCCACAGUCAUCUGCCCUCCUUCACACCCCCGUUAAUGGAUCCCUUUAUUCAGAAGUCAGGCUGUGGCUACUGAUCUGUGCCUGUCAAUACAUUUUCUCUCGUUGAUUUUAUGCUUGAAUGUAUGUCCUUGUUCUUACCAUAGUCUGGCUGUUGUUUCGAUCGUGCAUGUGCUUUGUCCUACUCACCCUCUCUCUCUUUCUCCCUCUCCCCCCUUUUGUUAUGCUCUCAUGUCCUUCACUUUGUUCAACCCUCUUUCUCCCUCCAUCACUUUUAUUUCACAUUUUCGCGAGUCUUUUCGAUUUCUGGUUUUUCCUUUUUGCAGAAAACUGGUGUGUUCCAAAGCCACCGACAACACCUGCAGUAAAAGCCUCCUCUGUGAUCACAAGCAAAAACUUGUCCAGGCUAUUAAAAGAAUUGAGCAUGAAGCAGAUGAGUGCAGAGAAGCAGAGACAAGGACGUACUCAGAGUCAGUGGAAGUAGAGAGCAGAUUUGAUGAGCUGGAACGAGAAAUCCGAGCCGAGUUUCAGAACCUCCAUCGCUUCUUGGAUGAAGAGGAGUGUAAGGACCUGGAGCGACUGAGGAGGGAGAGACAGAAACAACUGAAGCAGCUGAAGGAGAGAGAGAAGAAAAUAGCUGAGCAAGGGAAGGACCUGGAGAGAGCAAUUACAGUGCUCGACAACAAACUGGCUGAGGAGGACAGUCCCAAGCUGCUCAAAGAAAUUCAAGAUCUUAUAAAAAGGUCUCAGGUCAGCUUUGUUCCUCCUCCGGAGGUGGACACUGAGGUGCGCUCUGGCCAGUUUGUGGGCCCCAUCCAGUACAGGAUAUGGAAACAUAUGAAACGCUGCCUCUACCCAAAUAUUACAUCAAUGACCUUUGACCCUGAGACUGCUCACCCUAGUCUGUCACUGUCCCAGUCUUGCACCUCAGUUUGGUUUGAGGAUGAUAAAGACACGAAGGAUAUCCAGGCCAGCCCGCGACGGUUCCACUUCUACUACUGUGUGUUGGGUCAUCAGGGCUUCACCACAGGGCGACACUACUGGGAGGUGGAGGUGGGUCGUAAGACAGCAUGGAGGUUGGGUGUAGCACAAGAAGAUGUCCCAAGAGGGGAGAUGGCUGCUACAGGCACAUCCAGUGGCCUGUGGACCCUGGCCCUGAAGGGAGGUUCUGUCCUGGCCUGCACCGACCCAAAACCCACCAAAGUAAAUGUGUCUACCAAUCUUGUCCGCAUCGGGGUGUUCUUAGACUGUGAAAAGGAAGAGGUGUCUUUUUAUAAUGCUGUUACCAUGGGGCCAAUCUACACCUUCACCAUGGGAACAGUAAUAGUUCCGCUGUUCCCCUUUUACAACCCAUGUGACACAGAUGAUGGAACUAACGCGGCACCAAUUGAGAUUUUUAUCCCGUCACUAUAAGACUGUGAUCACCAUCAUGAAGACGACUCAUGGUCCAAUACAAGUUGUUAGUUUUAUAUUUGUAGAAAUAAUAUCACAUUUUCAGCCAAUUUAGAGUUGAAUGCGAAGUCGAUUAAUUGGUUAUUUGAAAGAAAUCAUUUUUGAUUAUCAUUUAAUCAUAUGAGCAAUUCUUUAAAGAAAACUUCUGAAAUUAUUUUCUGUUUGUCGUUUUGUGAACAGCAUUAUGAUGUUACCUUUGUCCUGCUUAUUAAUAUCUUGGCUGUGCUUGCUCUGCUGUGACAUGUCCUACAAGGAUACGGCAUCAGUGGGACCUGGGGUGAUAAAAUGGCCCCUGGUGAUCAGAACAAACGAUGGCUGACGUUGAGUGAGAUAACUGCCUGAGGUGGAGCUGACAGCUCGGCGACUGGACUGCCCUUAGAGUACGAAAAACAAAAGACAACAGCACAGCGAAUGUCGUAAUGUUUUGUUUAUUCUUAGUAUUCCUUUACACAUGAAAUAAAGAAAAGAAAAAAAUUCUUUUCAAAAACAUCUGUGUGAGGUGUUGUGCAAAAAAGGGGAGGACAGGGGGAACAGGGGGAACAUGGGGAACGUCACACUACACCCACGGCAGAGCAGCAGAAGUAAACAGAGUGGAUCAGGGCAGAGACAUGUCACAUAGUGCAAGAAGUGCCUGUGCUGUUAACAGUGGUUUCUAUUAGUGAGUUAUCAGAGGUGGGUAUAAAACCAGAAUUCUCUCUGGCACCUGUUAGAUAAAAUCACUCUGAUCCCACUAGACUGAGCCUUCUCUGAAAUGUAACAUGUAAUGUAAACCAAAGGCUCCUCCCACUAAUGCACUAUCCACCUCCCUCAAACACACGACUCACUAUUACAAUCACUGACAAUAUUCAGUAGUGGUGGUACAUGAAGAUUCUGUACCAGCAGUCUCGCAUCAGUUGAUCAUGAUAACACAACCCUCAGGGUUUCUCACUCAAAGCUUCAUUCGUCUUCAUUUAUCGGUUGCUCGCAAGAAUUCACUCUCCUACUCUGAACAACAACACCCUCACUCACAAAUAAAGCACACUCAGCGUUCCUUAUGCUACACGUCAUCUGGGAAACUUGAAGGUCGGACUUUCGUUGUCACUUUCAAGGUUUUUAUACAAUAAGCACACACAUCUCCAACACAUUAGCGUAUCAAAGGCCUGUGAGUGACAUCACUUUGCUCACACGGGUGUAAAAACAGCGUUCGACAUCUGAAGAAAUUUAGGCACAAAUACAAAGACCAGAAUCACUCAAAUAUCUCAAAGUUACGACAGGCUAUAUUUCGAGAUAAAAAUAAAAGUGUGGCUUUAAACACAUUCACACUUAGGAUUUCAAAUCAGCACAUUUCUUAGCAUUGCAACACGAUUUACGCAGGCACAUGGACCUUACUCAUUACAGAUGGAGAAGCUCACACACAGGACGGCCAUUUCAUUCUGUACAAACAGCACACAGUCAAUCAUAAAUCAUUCACGCUCAUACUGUACACGCGUGCAUCAUAGUUACACACGUAAACAUACAAAAUUCCCAACAAACGUACAGUGAUGGCAAUAUUAAAACAUCACACACUUUGGUCACACAGAAACAAGUUCAUGACAUAAAAGCCUGUUGUUCAGGACGUGUGGGCAUGCUGCAGUCAAAGCUUUAAGUGAUACAAGUUAAAUGUUUUCAUACGACAUGUAAAUACAGUGAGAGAUACUGUGAGUUGUGAUAAUCAUCAGGUUGGAAUGGCAAUAAAAGCAGAUAUUUCAUUCAAAAGAUCUAAUGUAGUCUUGAAGCUUCUUUUUUUAACAAUAUUUGUUGCUUAAUUAAUUCAAGAUGUUAGUGAAAAUUAGUGUAAAUAGUAUAUAGUGUAUAUAUAUUCUAUAUUGUGGAUUCGGGGUUGGUGAGAAUUUAAAUUAGUUUUCUUUUUUGUUAUUAUUUAUAAUACAACAACUGUUCUAUACACUAAAAACAUUCAGCCUUCAGGGAGUUAAACCGGCAUACACAUGCAAUAUUUACAAGGCUGAAGUAUGUGUGCGUGUGUGUGUGUGUGUGUAUACACACUGUAUGUCUGUAGACCUUCUUCAGUAUUGCCAAAAUUGGUUUGUGGUUCCUUCACAGGUCCAGACUGGAAAUGAGAUCUUUCAUUAUCUAAUCAUUAGAUUGCAUUUGCUCAUUUUUAAUAAAAUGUUUAUUGUUUGAUGUUUAUGUUUAUCAAUUAGAGGCACCGUGAUUUUUUUUGUUGGUAGUUUUACUUUAUAUAUUAGAGCUAUCUAUUUAAGUAUCAAAUCUGACAUCCAAACCGAUCAUGUCUUAUGGCUUCUGAAAGUGUCAUAUCUCGCCUGUUAUCAAUUUACCGGUAAGAAAAAUCUAUUCAUUCAGGAACGUUACCAAGAAAGGCCAGUUGGUUUCACUUCUUAACAUUUUCUGACAUACUGUGUUUUUCCUCAAAGGAUUUUGUGAUUUCAGAGCAUCAGUCCAAAUUGUUCUAAAACGUGAGGUAGACACAUGCAUUUUGUCACAUGAAAACUGAAUGUGCAUGCCUCCUUUUUUUUUUUUUUUACCAUACAAGAGUUUCAACUAAGAUUCAUUAGUGUUCACUGAACAUACCUGCAAACUGGACACACAAUGGUUUGGCAAUGAAAAAGGCCUCAUAGAGCUAUUUUGGAGAUUUUAAAGAUGUUAGCCAUAACAUGUACAAUUUUUUUCACAAAUUUUGCCUCUGUCAUUGUCAAUCUCAGACACUAGUAAUGGUGAGGUUAGUAUUAUUAGAACAUUUUGUUAUGUGAUUAAAAUGAUGCAACACUCA